Wallemia ichthyophaga EXF-994 is the source of this 1497-nucleotide messenger RNA. Its product is annotated as Pre-mRNA-splicing factor sap61. The record is from RefSeq and is a predicted model, not a curated record. Bases 1 to 1497 code for a protein of 498 amino acids. Gene Ontology annotation, biological process: mRNA splicing, via spliceosome. Gene Ontology annotation, cellular component: spliceosomal complex. Gene Ontology annotation, molecular function: RNA binding. The transcript is spliced from 2 exons. NCBI's taxonomy places the organism in Eukaryota, Fungi, Basidiomycota, Wallemiomycetes, Wallemiales, Wallemiaceae.
AUGAAUACCGUCAUUGAAGAUGAACGGAACGCACACGCAGAGAUAGACAAGUAUGAGGAUUAUUUGGUGGAAUUAUUCUUAGAUACUGCUAAAGGCCAAAAGAAGCAAAUGGCGCAGAAGCAUCAAAUGUCUAAAAUUACGUCGAGGAUGAUCGCAAGGAGGGAAUUCCUUAAGAAAUCAUACAAAUCGAAUGAAAGAGAGGAAGAAUUGACGAUAAUUGGAACUUCACAGGUCGCAGACGAUUUAAAUGGCUUCUACGAUAGGCUGUCAUCUAUCAAAGAUUACCAUAGAAACAACCCAAACACUCCGAUUGACCCUUUCGCAAUGGAAUUGGAUGGUUUCACAGAGGAGCUCGAUAAUGACGCUAUCAGCUCAGUCUUCUCCGGUGAGGAAGCUUACGGGAAAUACCUCGAUUUACAUCUCCCACACGAACAAUAUAUUAACCUCAAAAACAUCCCAAAGAGGCUCAAUUACCUCGAAUUCCUCGAUGAUUACGAGCAGGUUGAGGAUUUACCUCUUCUUGUAAAGAGACAAUCAAGCUAUGCUGACUACCUCAAUUCCUUAGUCUCCUACCUCGAAUCUUUCCUUCACCGUUCAAGGCCAUUAGAUGAUUACAGCGCUAUUCAAGCUGACGCUUUAUCUAAAUUCGACGAGCAAUGGAAGUCUGGAACAGCUCCUGGUUGGUCCAAGCAGGAAGAUGAAUCAGUCGAACAGGGCAUCUGGGAUCCCGUCAUGCAGCGUACCUACACCAACGUUAAUGUCUACAACAACGUAAAAAAGUCAAAAAAAUAUCAAAAUGCUCUAAAGAGAUUGGAGCAGAGUGGUGAAUCCACUCAACCAUCUUCAGCAGAUUCUCAUACUCCCCCUCAUACUCACGGCGACAAGCUAUCCCUGUUGAGAAAAUCUAAAGACAGGACACUAGCUUCUCAAGAAGCACUAAUAAGACUAUAUGCAACUAUAUUAGCGGGUGUAAGAAAGGACACAAAAGCAGAAGUUGAACGCAAGUCGGCACUCACUGCACGUGAGAGAGAGCAAGAACUCGAAGAAGCCGAGUACGAGGAGUACAAAGCCAAUCCGAUGGAGCAGGUUGUUGAAGAGGAGAAAGAUGACGAAGGCAAAAUCUACAAUCCACUCAAACUACCACUCGGUUGGGAUGGUAAGCCAAUACCUUUCUGGCUCUUCAAGCUGCAUGGUUUAGGUGUAGAGUAUGAGUGUGAGAUCUGCUCUGGUAAGGUCUACAACGGGCGCAAAAACUUUGAAAAGCAUUUCCAAGAAGGCACACAUGCGUACGGUAUGCGAGCACUCGGUUUGCCCAACACGAAGCAUUUCCAUGAAAUAACAAAAAUCGCUGAUGCUUUGGCGCUGGCUGAGAAGCUCAAGUUACAGGGUAGACAGGAGAGCCAAGCUAGUGCUACAGUGGAAGAGAUGGAGGAUGAUCAAGGCAAUGUGUAUGACAUCAAGACGUAUAAUCAACUCAAGAAGCAGGGUUUGUUGUGA